Messenger RNA from Megachile rotundata (alfalfa leafcutting bee), 1533 nucleotides. RefSeq names its product Elongator complex protein 4 (gene Elp4). The record is from RefSeq and is a predicted model, not a curated record. Lineage: Eukaryota; Metazoa; Arthropoda; Insecta; Hymenoptera; Megachilidae. Gene Ontology annotation, biological process: tRNA wobble uridine modification. Gene Ontology annotation, cellular component: transcription elongation factor complex; cytoplasm; elongator holoenzyme complex.
CGCUUUGCCAACGGAAGGCUUUCUUAUACGUGGAGGACGGUGUACAAGCGUCUUGCUGGCCGUGAACGUAUAUACACGAAACACACAUGGAAAAACAGCAGCGCACGCGGCGUGUGCUGAAUCUCUCGAUUGUCCCAAUGCGUCGUCGAGUGCGCGUUGGACGUCACAACAGGUAGUUGAGCGAGGGCAGCGUGCUCCGGCUUGUCUGUGGAAAGAAAGGAAAAGACCGAGGGAGGAAGCGAGAAAUCGAUAGUCGGCACGAGUACGCUGGAGAAAGAAAGUAAAUGUCUAUAAACGAUGGAUUUAAGUGCUGCAAAAGGAAGUAGAAUUCCUUUCAUACCAGGAACAAAACCUUCAAUAAAAAAUUCACAAUUACUUAUUUCAUCUGGAAUCCCUUCUUUGGAUCACAUAAUAGGUGGUGGAUUACCUAUAGGUUCCCUAUUUCUUAUUGAGGAAGAUCAUUAUGGUACCUAUGCAAAGAUUAUGAUAAAGUACUUUAUGGCAGAAGGUGUGGUCACAGCUCAGCCAGUGUUGAUAGGAUCCAAAGAUGUUAAACCAUCUCAAUUCAUAUCAGACAUACCAGCUGUCAUAACAGAUGUAUCAAUCGACAAACCUCCAGUCACAGAUGAACAAAUGAAAAUUGCAUGGAGGUACCAAAAUAUGAAAUUAAUUGAUGCAUCUCCAACUGGCGGACAAAUUUUUGGUCACUUUUAUGAUCUUACAAAGACAAUGGAGAAAGAAGCAAUCGAUAAAGCAAAUAUUACACAGUGGUAUGAUGACAGUUUUCCUGAAAAAGAUGAUGCAUUUGAAAAUGCAACAUAUUCAAAGUUACUAAAGUGUAUUCAAGAAACUUUACAGAAAGGGCAAUACCUAGUAUCAGAUACACCUGCGAAAAGACAGGCUUUGAGAAUUGCAAUUCAUUCUUUAGGAUCUAGAUUAUGGUUCUCUGAUUCUGAGAACGAUUCACAUCAAGACUUAUUGAAAUUUCUGUACCACUUUAGAGCUCUUCUGAGAUACUCUUAUGCAGUUGGAGUGAUCACUGUACCUGUAGAUUGUUUAGAUAAUUCAGAUUCCAUAAUACAGCGAAUCGAGCAUUUAUCAGAUAUUGCAAUCAGAUUGGAAUCGUUCGCAGGUUCUCAAAAAGAAACAAAUCCAUUAUUCAAGGAUUAUCACGGCCUGUUACAUCUUAAAAAAUUGCCCGCCAUAAAUACUAUAGCACCUCACAAUCCAGAAACACGAGAUCUUACGUUCAAACUGCGACGUAAGAAAUUUGUUAUCGAGGUUUUGCAUUUACCACCCGAAUUAGGAGACACCGCACAACGAGAACAAGAUGAAGAAGUACCUCAUUUGGGAUGCUCUAGUCAAUCGCGCAAAAAUCCAUUAGAUUUUUAAAAGGCGUAAUGGCGUGCCUUCAUUAUAAUUAUUUUUACUGUACAGAAAUAUGUAACUUAGGAUUUUAUAUCGCUUGCGAAACUACUUCAGCUGUAUAAAUAUUUCAUAUUUUUAGAAAAAUAAUAAAAGUUUAUUCUUCUA